Molecule: messenger RNA, 1083 nt
Organism: Durio zibethinus
Lineage: Eukaryota; Viridiplantae; Streptophyta; Magnoliopsida; Malvales; Malvaceae
Product: cytochrome b5-like
Cellular component (GO): intracellular membrane-bounded organelle; membrane
Molecular function (GO): heme binding
Source: RefSeq, a predicted model, not a curated record
ACUCACCCUUAGUCCUCACCAACCCUACGGCCAAUCAAAAUAUUUCCUAUCAGUCAUUGACCUUACCAACCAAAUCCACCCCCGUUUAGUUUCCCUUAUUUUUAUAACGUUUUUUUGUUCAAAACCCAACAUAAAGAGCCUGUGGAAAGUGGCAACCACAGGACAACUACUGUAAACUUUGAGUUUAGUUUGAUCAGCAAAUCUCUGCUCUUCUUCCUCAAACAAUCAAAAAAGAAGGGGAAAAAUGGGUGGAGGAGGAAAGGUCUAUACUUUGGCAGAGGUUUCUCAACACAACAAUGCUAAAGACUGUUGGCUUGUCAUUGAGGGCAAGGUAUACAAUGUGACUAAAUUCUUGGAGGACCAUCCUGGUGGUGAUGAGGUCUUGUUGUCUGCCACAGGGAAGGAUGCAACUGAUGAUUUUGAGGAUGUUGGUCAUAGUACCAGUGCUAGAGCAAUGAUGGAUGAGUUUUAUGUGGGUGACAUCAAUACAUCAACCAUCCCCACCAAGACAAAGUACACUCCUCCCAAGCAGCCUCACUAUGACCAGGACAAGACCUCAGAAUUUGUCAUAAAGCUUCUCCAAUUCCUUGUUCCCCUGCUAAUCUUGGGAUUGGCCUUUGGCAUCCGCUUCUAUACCAAAUCAUCAGCUUAAGCAUCGAGACCACGAGAGGAAGUCAGAAAAAUCUUCCCAAUAAGAUUAUGUUGUUUAAACUGUUUGGAAGUGUCACAAAUUGUGGGAUGGUUGGAUAUUUGCUUCUGAUGAACAUGUGCUUGCUUUCUACAUCGACCAGUUCCAGUGUUUUCUUUUUCCCUCCACAUGCAGUUGGAAAAACUACCUUUUCUUGCUCAUUUGGUAAUCUUAAAACUUGUCUCUUCGAAAGCAGCCUUGUUCAGCACGUCAGUCCAUUGAUUUAUGAGCUAAAUUCAGGUUAAAUGCUAGUUGUGGGCAUAAUUAUCAUAUGGUCUUCAUGGACGUCUAAAAUAAUACUAGCUCCCUCCAAAAGUAUCCAAAUUAAACGAUAGCAUAUAAAUUUAUGUCUUAUAUAGAUCAGAUUCCUUUUUAGUUGUUUCAUUUUUAUUUUU